Messenger RNA from Anopheles cruzii, 901 nucleotides. It is a transcript of the gene Rrp42, whose product is annotated as exosome complex exonuclease RRP42. Lineage: Eukaryota; Metazoa; Arthropoda; Insecta; Diptera; Culicidae. The coding region runs from base 1 to 900 and encodes 299 amino acids. Gene Ontology annotation, biological process: nuclear polyadenylation-dependent mRNA catabolic process; exonucleolytic trimming to generate mature 3'-end of 5.8S rRNA from tricistronic rRNA transcript (SSU-rRNA, 5.8S rRNA, LSU-rRNA); U4 snRNA 3'-end processing. Gene Ontology annotation, cellular component: cytoplasmic exosome (RNase complex); nuclear exosome (RNase complex). The transcript has 2 exons. The record is from RefSeq and is a predicted model, not a curated record.
AUGGCGAACAUUCUGCUCAGUGAAGCAGAGAAAACCUACAUCCUCCACGGAAUACAGAAAAACUAUCGCAACGAUGGAAGAACGAACCGUGAUUAUCGCCCGAUGGAGCUCGAAUCGGACAUCGUCGUGCAUGCUUCCGGUUCGACCCGUCUCCGGCUUGCCAACACAGACAUUUUGGUGGGUGUGAAGGCAGAAAUUGAUAAACCGCUCCCGGAUCGACCGAACGAGGGACGGAUAGAUUUCUUCAUCGAUUGUUCCGCGAACGCGACCCCCGAAUUCGAAGGGCGGGGAGGCGAACAGUUGGCCACGGAGAUAUCGAACACGCUUGCGAGAGCAUACGACUCACGGCGAGGGUUCGAUCUGUCCGGUCUCUGCAUUCUGGCGAAACAUCAGUGCUGGAGGCUUUACGUCGAUGUGCUGGUCCUGGAAUGCGGUGGCAAUCUUUUCGAUGCUGUGUCGCUAGCGGUGAAGGGUGCCCUGUACAACACCCGUGUUCCGCGAGUGUCGACGGCCAUGCUGGACGGUGGCUCGAUGGAUCUGAUCCUCACCGACGAUCCGUACGAUUGCGAGCGGUUGGAUGUGACCACGGCACCGCUUCUGGUGACGGUAUGCAAGAUUGGCGACCAGUGUGUCGUCGAUCCGUCGGCAGAGGAGGAAGAGUGCAGUGCGGUCAGUGUUGUGGUGGGUGUUUCCUGCUGUCCCGAGGGCAAACAGAACAUUACGACAGUGCGAACGUCCGGCGAUGGUUCUGUGCACAUGGACACGCUGAAAAAGUGUUUCGAUCUCGCCGUCAGUGCUGCUUCGUACCUGGACAAAGCAAUUAUCAGUGCGCUGAAGGAAGACGAAACUAGAAACUCCAAAGGGCUGGGUAAACGUGAGAUAUAUGGAUUUUUGAAAUAAA